Messenger RNA from Odontomachus brunneus, 3624 nucleotides. It is a transcript of the gene HBS1, whose product is annotated as HBS1-like protein. Gene Ontology annotation, biological process: translation. The coding region runs from base 409 to 3273 and encodes 954 amino acids. Lineage: Eukaryota; Metazoa; Arthropoda; Insecta; Hymenoptera; Formicidae. The transcript has 10 exons. The record is from RefSeq and is a predicted model, not a curated record. Gene Ontology annotation, molecular function: GTPase activity; GTP binding.
UCUCUUUAUCCUCCUUCCUGGUAUUCUUUAUUCAAUGGAGAGAACUAAUGCAGCCAGUUUAGCAAUAGAAAACGGAUCCCAUGACGUAUAGGUCGGGGAAACUCUUUAUUUUCGAGUAGUACGACUGGAUGACUGGGUGAACGAAAAUUUUUAACAAUUAUCGAUAUCAGAGGAAUAAUCGAAUUUGCAUUGAGAUGAUAAUCGAUUUUUCAACAAGAAAGGAAUCCAAUAUCGAUUUGUUGGUCGAUGCGUAGACAACAGUACUGUCUUUGGUUCCAGCUGUGACUGUCCACAAUUUGUAAUUCAAUUGUGUAUACUCCGUGUGAUAUGAAAAUUUGUAAAUAAUCUACGCUCGAGAAGAGCCUUCUCGCAUUACUUCUUCUCUCGUCACAAAGUUACACGUGAAAUAUGUCACGGCAUCGGGACGUCCGUUGUAUGAACUAUUCCGAUGAGUACGAUGGCUAUGAUGACGUUUAUGGACAUUCAAUGGAGGAUGAUUACUGUGUAUCACCCAGUGCACAGCAGUUCUUGUUCGAUCGAAGCAAGCAACAGAAUAUUGCUUCAUUCAUCACAGAGCCAGAUAUAGUUGAAGACAAUGAGGAUAUUGAGGUUUCGGCUUCACCUGAAGAAGAAAAGUGCAGUCUUUCUGAGUUGGAAAAGGCAAAGUUGACAUCUUGCAUAGAGUCCAUCAGGAAUGUCAUAGGUGAUUCUGUGACAGAAUCUAAGCUACGGGAACACAUUAUUGCAUCAAACUAUGACACUGAAGUGGCACUCAAUGCUAUCCUACAUGAGUCUUCACCAAAAAAUAUCAUCGAUCCAACAGUAAAUAAGGAACGAUUAGGACAUCAUCCAGGUGUUUCAGUUGAUAAACCUAACACAUUUAUGUUCACGAUACCCAAGCUUUCCUUCAAGAAGGAACAUAACUCACCUGAAGAUUCUACUCCCACUACAUCUUUGAAUAACGUAGACGAUUUCAAAAAUUUCAAACGCGCUCCCGCAACUUUUUCAUCAUUAGCUGGACUCACUUUCAACAAUCAUACGCAGUCUGUAAAUUUGAAUACCACGACGAUACCUUCGCGGCAUAACGCGGACACGCAGUCCUUCAGCUCUUUGGCUGCCUUGACUGCCCAUCACUUGCAAAAAUCUAACUUAACCAAUGACAAGAAACUUCGCGAGAAGCAGCAGUCAUCGAGUUUGCAAUUUGUUAUUCCAAAAUUGUCAAUUAAGAAUGACAGUGAGACGACGGGAAAUAAGUCGCCAUUGAAAUCUUCCAACGAUGAGAGUAGUGAAAGACAGUUGAUAUCUAACAGUAAUUUGAACAAAUAUUCGAUGAAUUUACUUCAGAAAGAUUUCUCGAACAUGAGUAUUUUGUCGAAACGUAAUAUCGUGAUGGACGUGAAAUUGGAGGAACAAUUGCAAGGUCCAAUGUCUGUUAUGAACGACAUACGCAGCCCCUCGCCCGACGGUUGCGUGAUCGAUUUGACUAUCGCUCUAAAGGAGGCGAAACUCCUUGCUGACGGCACUUUUAACAAUUCGAUCGCGUCGGGAAAAUUUUAUCGCGACGCGCCCAAUUUGGAUAUAUACAUGAUGAAUACAGCUGAUAUAAUGCCGAAUAUGCUGCCGAUCACUUUAAAUUUGAGUAACAAAUUGUCAUCUAAGCCUGCCCUGCAAGUCACAACAACCCCGUCUACAGUAAAGGUCGUGCCAGCCGGGACGAGGCCUGUGGUGAAGGGUUUCGACUUGAGCGGCGUGGAGAGCACGGAUCUGUUGAGCCCGCGUUGUCAAAGCCCGUCCUCCGAUCGGAAUAGCCCGGAGACCAAGAGCAAAGAGGACAUCAUACAGAAGGAGAAGAAGGCGCUUUCCUCGAAGACGAACAGUCCGCGAUGUCAGUCCCCCGCGUCGGGCCAUGUAACGCCGGAACUGGACACCAAGGUGAAGUCGAACGAAGAAAAAGUAAUAGACGUUCAGGCGAUAUACAAGAGCAAGCGGGGCGACAGCAAGGAGCAGCUUCACUUGGUGGUCGUGGGACACGUGGACGCCGGGAAAAGCACUUUGCUCGGUCGGCUGCUCUGCGAUUUGGGUCAAGUACCGUCGAGACUCAUUCACAAGUACCAGCAGGAGAGCAAGAAGUUAGGAAAGCAAUCGUUCGCGUAUGCUUGGGUGCUCGACGAGACCGGCGAGGAAAGGGAACGUGGAAUCACAAUGGAUAUAGGCCAUUCGAAGUUUGAGACUGACACAAAGUCCAUUACUCUUCUGGACGCACCCGGCCAUAAAGAUUUCAUCCCGAACAUGAUAACUGGCGCUACGCAAGCGGACGUAGCUCUGUUGGUGGUUGACGCGACCAGAGGCGAGUUCGAGACUGGAUUCGACAGCGGGGGGCAAACGCGUGAGCACGCAUUGUUACUGCGCUCCUUAGGUGUGUCCCAACUGGCGGUAGUCGUGAACAAGCUGGACACUGUGAACUGGUCCAAGGACAGAUUCAACGAGAUUGUCGACAAGAUGAGCGUGUUCUUGAAGCAAGCUGGCUUCAAAGAUACCGUUACUUUUGUACCUUGCAGCGGUUUAUCCGGCGAGAAUAUAGUAACGAAACCGAAAGAGCAACUGUCUAAUUGGUAUACCGGACCUACUCUAGUCAGUGUGAUUGAUAAUUUUAAGUGCCCGGAGCGGCCUGUAAAUAAGCCAUUCCGUUUCUCUGUCAACGAUAUAUUCAAGGGUACUGGAUCCGGGUUCUGUGUGUCCGGUCACGUUGAAACAGGCAUGGUGUCCUUAGGUGACAAAGUUUUAAUACUACCUCGAAACGAGAUCGCCAUCGUUAAAGGUAUGCAGUCGGACGAGGUUUCGACGGCGAACGUGUUCGCCGGCGACCACGUUGCCCUGACUCUGGCGGGCAUCGAGCAGCAGAACGUCAGCAUCGGCGACGUCAUCUGCAACCCGCAGAACCCUGUGCCGGUGACGACGUGCUUCCAAGCGCACGUGGUGGUGUUCGCGAUAGCGAAACCGAUCACCAAGGGGCUUUCGGUGGUGAUGCAUCAGCAGUCUUUGGUACAGCCGGCGGUCAUCACGAAACUCAUAGCGCAGCUUCACAGAAGCAACGGCGACGUGAUCAAGAAGAAGCCGCGCUGUCUGCCGAAGAACUCGAGCGCGAUCAUCGAGGUCGUGACGCAGAAUCCGGUCUGCAUGGAGCUGUAUAAGGACAUCAAGCAGCUCGGCAGAGUUAUGCUGCGAUUAGAAGGCACCACUAUCGCGGCCGGUUUAAUCACGAAGAUCUUGUAAUUCUGCUGGAGCUGAUCACACGUGUACGAACAUAUAUAUAUAUAUAUAUAUGUCUCGAAUCUGCAGUGCGAUUCUCUCGCAUCCGACACAGAGAUUUGUUUAGAUCUAACAGGUAUAGAAUACUAUUGUAUUUGUGCAUCACAUACAUAGGGACAACACAAAACAAAGAAAUACUCGUUAGAUUGUGCCACUUUAUUUCACUUACAAAAAUACAGAAGACUCUUCACUCGUCAAAGACUUCGUUUUCUUAAUCAAUAUACAUAUCCAACGAUUGUUUUAUAUUUAUAAUUGUUUAUAUCUUAUUAAAUAUGUUAACUCAGUAUGUGUUCAAUAAAGGAUAUGAUUAUGUUA